This is a messenger RNA of Lagopus leucura (white-tailed ptarmigan), 3864 nucleotides long. RefSeq names its product calcitonin receptor like receptor (gene CALCRL). Gene Ontology annotation, biological process: adenylate cyclase-activating G protein-coupled receptor signaling pathway; angiogenesis; cell surface receptor signaling pathway. The record is from RefSeq and is a predicted model, not a curated record. Lineage: Eukaryota; Metazoa; Chordata; Aves; Galliformes; Phasianidae. Gene Ontology annotation, cellular component: plasma membrane. Bases 147 to 1550 code for a protein of 467 amino acids. Gene Ontology annotation, molecular function: adrenomedullin receptor activity; calcitonin gene-related peptide receptor activity; calcitonin receptor activity. The transcript is spliced from 13 exons.
GCUCCGAGCCGGCCGGCCGGGGAAGCGGAGGAGCAGCUCUCCGCUCUCUCGCUGGGAAGGGAGAUCCAAUCGACUGGGCUCGGAUCAACUCCGCGUGUUUGCAUUAAUUCAGUCACAACAUAAAAUACACUGCGUCAGAAAUAAAAAUGACAAAAAACUGGAUCACAUUCUUGCUGUUCUUCCUCUUGGUUACUUUGUUAUUUGCCGCUGCUAUUCCAUCUGAAGGUCAUCAGAAUAUGACAGAGGACUUCGGUCAACUGAGUUUUACACGGAAUAAAAUUAUGACAGCACAGUAUGAAUGCUACCAGAAAAUUAUGCAAGAUCCCAUUCAUAGGAAAGAAGGUCCUUACUGUAACAGGACGUGGGAUGGCUGGUUGUGCUGGAGUGAUGUUGCUGCAGGAACUGUAUCAGUACAGCAUUGUCCUGACUACUUCCAAGAUUUCAAUCCAUCAGAAAAAGUUACAAAGAUCUGUGAUCCAAAUGGGAACUGGUUUAGACACCCAGAAAGCAACAGGACAUGGACAAACUACACCCAGUGCAAUAUCUAUACGCACGAAAAAGUGAAGACUGCUCUGAAUUUGUAUUAUUUGGCCAUCAUAGGACAUGGUCUUUCAAUUGCCUCACUUCUGAUUUCUCUUGGCAUAUUCUUUUACUUUAAGAGCUUGAGUUGCCAGAGGAUUACUCUUCAUAAAAAUCUCUUUUUCUCUUUUGUUUGCAACUCUGUUGUAACAAUAAUUUCACUGACUGCAAUUGCCAACAAUCAGGAAUUAGUUGCAGCUAAUCCAGUUAGCUGCAAAGUGUCAAUGUUUAUCUACCUGUACCUAAUGGGUUGCAACUACUUCUGGAUGCUGUGCGAAGGCAUUUACCUGCAUACCCUUAUUGUGGUGGCUGUUUUUGCUGAGAAACAGCACUUGAUGUGGUAUUACCUUCUUGGCUGGGGUUUUCCACUGAUCCCUGCCUGCAUACAUGCUGUUGCUAGAAGCUUGUAUUAUAAUGACAACUGUUGGAUCAGCUCUGAUACUCAUCUGCUCUACAUCAUCCAUGGCCCUAUUUGUGCUGCUCUAUUGGUGAAUCUUUUCUUCCUGUUAAAUAUUGUCCGUGUACUCAUAACCAAGCUGAAAGACACCCACAAGGCAGAAUCCAACCUGUACAUGAAAGCAGUACGAGCUACCCUCAUUCUGGUUCCCCUGCUCGGCAUUGAAUUUGUGCUGUUUCCAUGGCGACCGGAAGGUCGAAUCACUGAGGAAGUCUAUGAAUAUGUGAUGCACAUCCUUAUGCAUUACCAGGGUCUACUGGUCGCUACAAUUUUCUGCUUCUUCAAUGGAGAGGUCCAAGCUGUUUUGAGAAGACACUGGAAUCAGUACAAAAUCCAGUUUGAGCACAGCUUCAGCCACUCAGAUGCUAUGCGCACUGUUUCCUAUACAGUAUCAACAAUCAGUGAUGUUCCAAGCUACAGCUACAACCACGACUGCACCAGUGAACAUUUAAAUGGCAAAGGCUAUCAUGACAUGGAGAGUGUAGUUUUAAAAACUGAAAAGUUAUAUGGUUGACUGAAAAGACUCUGCGUAUGCCAGUGUUCACCCUCAUAGUUUAUGAACUUGAAGUUUGAUUUGAUGACUUAAUGGCCAGAAGAUUCAGUCUAACUUGGGAGUAUGACCUUCUCCUGAAUGAUGCAAACUAAACCAACUCAUUUUCGUAUGUAUAAAUAUAUGUGUCUGUGUUUGUCUAUUGAUAGUAUGGACAUCCAUACAUGUAUCUAUCCACUUAGCUAUAUAUAUGUGUGUAUUUACAGAAGUAUACAAACGUUGCCUCUUCAGUUUCUACUAUGUAGACAAAGUUGGCAAUUUUUUGUACAAGGGGAAUCAAUGAAUGAAGGAUUUUGUAUUUUCUUGGAAGUUUCUAUGAAGACGGGGUUGUACUGAAGCCACUUCAUUUGCCUAUAGAAACUUAGGGUGUAAAUACCAUACUAUAUUGUCUUAAUCAAACCUAAAACUGAACAAAGGAAAAUUGUUAAAAUAGGUGCAAUAGUUACAGCAGCUUGUUCAGGUUAAUUUUAUGUCCAGUAUUUUAUUGUCAAAAAGCAACAAAAAAACACCAACAGAUAGUCUAAGAUAAUAGACACAAGAUACUAAUGCUGAGCCAGUUGGAUUUUGCAACUGUUUUUAAUGAAGCAUCAGAGAUGCUAGUACAAGUCUAAGAUUCUAUUCACUUGUGUAUUGCAGCAUAAUAGUUUACAACAAGCCUUGAACAAUUUUAUUUAAACUGUUUUCACAUACACAGGAGUGUCUCCUCCUCUUCAAGCUUAUGAAUGCAGAUGAGAUCAAUGAUGAAGCCUUACUGAAAAGUAAGAAAGAGUACAGAAAGAAUAGUAACCUGAAUACCUAUAAAUCCAUCUGACUAUUAAUUCAAGCUUAUGGAACUUCACUGUCUGCUUAAGCAUUUUACUUGGCUGGGAAAAAUAAUGUACAGAUUUUGUUAUAGCCAUGUGGUUUGUUUUGUUUUUCUUUUAAGGAUUUCCAUGGCCAAUAUGCCUGAAUGCCUGAUAAAAUUAUUCCUUUGUUUUGGAGGGCAGUGUUUUGAUUACGUUUGUGACUUGUUUAUUUAGGGAAAAGUGGACUGGACUGAACACAGUGAAAAUGAUUUGCUCUCUGUGAAGCCAGUGUAUGAGAUGGAUUAAUCAAGCAAAUUAACAUCAAUAACAUAUUAUUCCUUUUUUUUUUUUUUUUUUUUUCUUUUUUUUUUGAAAAUCCAAUCUAGGAUUUGUCUUAGAAAACUUUGAUGUUUAAGAAUUUUAAUAUUAUUUGAGAGGCGCUUGAUUCAGACCAGUUCUUUUUAAGGAAGUUAUUGCUUUUGGUUGUACUGGUUUAUAAAGGUCUCUCUGAAGAAUGAGAAGGUUGUAGAGAAGAUAUUUUAAAAAUGUGUCUAGCAAACUGUAUACAUCUUUAUGCUUCAAAGAAAUAGUAGUUAUAUUAAGUGAAACAAAAUGCUGAAGUAUAAGAGAUGAAUUUGUAAUAGUCUUAUUAAAAAAAAAUCUAAGAAGUAGAAAAAUGUGUUAUAGGUGUAUUUUGCAGAAAAAUCUACUUCAAAAGUUGGGGGAGAAAAAAAGAGGAGUGGAGACUGGAGCUUAUCAACGACGAUUAUGCUCAUGUGCAUCAGGUAAGCAGGUAAAAAAACUGAAAGACAGAUUUUUCUAAACCACUUUAGUCCUAAAUACUUAAUUUUGUAUAUGAAGUACUUGAUUUUUACAUCUAAACAUUUUUUUCAGUAGCCUUUCUGUAAGCUUCAUUAGCAUGGAAUUAAUUUGCUGUUUCAGUAUUUAUUUUCUUGUAACUUUGUAAGGCCUCACAUGCUUUGUAUUUAGAAGGAAAAUGUUAGGAGGAUGCAGUAAAUUCAUGCCACUUGCACCUUUCAUUGUUAAUUUUUUUAACACUGUUGUCUAGACUUUGAGUGUAGAGUUUUGUUAAUGAUGUAGUGUCAUAACAUAGAAUCUCAGCUGAGAUAUUAAAAUGGAGAUGUCUCGUGCAAGGCUAUCUGCUCGAGUGAUAGAAAUAACAUGAAAAUCAUGUGCUAUACUAGAACAGUGUGAAAUCUGGAAACCCUGUCUCACAGCAUCUGAUUAUGGUGUCUGUUCCAACAUGGUUAGAAGUUGGUUACAACUCAACUUGCUCAUUUUUUUUAAAAGUAAAUAAUUAAUUAAGUAAUUAAGGGUUACUUAAAAAUCUUUGCAAUGUUCUGAAAGUGCACGUAGUGCAGGACAUCCCUGCUCUGGUAUACCAGCUUUGCACACACAGGGGAACAGAUCAUCAACUGGUAUAAAUCUUGAGUUCCAAGUUUGGAAUCAGUGGGUACUAGCUGAGAAUCAAA